Messenger RNA from Hypanus sabinus (Atlantic stingray), 6968 nucleotides. RefSeq names its product zinc finger protein 512B-like. Bases 934 to 2940 code for a protein of 668 amino acids. Gene Ontology annotation, molecular function: zinc ion binding. The record is from RefSeq and is a predicted model, not a curated record. NCBI's taxonomy places the organism in Eukaryota, Metazoa, Chordata, Chondrichthyes, Myliobatiformes, Dasyatidae. The transcript has 17 exons.
AUAUUUCCUAAAUCAAAUAAUAACGUUUGUUAGGUUUAAAAGUUAUUGCAUAGUUUUCAGAACAAGAUCGUUCAGCGGAAUAUAAUCCGAUUGAGUAAAUGUCAAUUUCACUUAAAAGAGAAAGCUGACUUCAAAUGCAGCAUUGUUUCUUUCAAUCACAACAGAGCAGGAUGGUUCAAGUGUUUCAAAAGUGAAAUACGGAGCUGCUGAAAAUCUGGAAGGACUUUUGGGUAUAAUUAACGUUCUUGGACCUGAACGUUAAGACUGUUUCACUCCCAACAAAAGCUGCUCGACCUGUUGAGUAUUUGAAGCAUUUUUUUAAAAAUGAUUUAAAAAUGUGUCCUUUUUAUUUCUGUUGUGGGUAACCAUAAACAUAAACCGUGACAUCGAGCUAUAUAGUUUAUUAUCCAGAAUAUGUUGUGCAUAAAUUGGGGUGCUUUCACGAUAUAGACAUUGGUAAAUCUCUGCAUGCUAUUGCAGGAAAAGAAAUAGUACAAUAUAUGUUAACACUUUGAAGUAUGUUCAAUUUAUAUUUGGGGGAAAAAGUUUCAUCCGAGGUGAUAAAAUACAAAAGCAUCUGGGUAUAUUACUAGAACUACAUAAAUAUGAUGUUGCUAUUUUGAAGUGGGGUGGAGGGUGUCAUGUAGUUUCAACUUGAGCUGCGGAUGCUGUUUAUGCAAUAAUAUUGGGAGAUGGAAAUAUGUAAUCUGCUGUGCUUCUGCCAAGAAAGAAGCAGACAUUUCCAGCGCUGAAUUGCCGAUCUGCUGCCUGUGCUGGAACUCGAAAUUCGUGCAGCAUUAAAUAGUAACGCGAGAGUUGAAACUUACCUCCUCACUGUACAACUGUCAAAGGACAAGUGGAAUCGCGCAUGACCCAGGAAUAGAGUCUACUGUAAGGCCCUGGAAGAUAAUAAUCUAAACAGAAAUUUAAGAAAUGGCAGACUCCAGUAUUGUGGGAAAAGUUUUUGGAUCUAAAGGACGCAAUGAGAGAGGACUUGCUGACCAUAGUAAAGCAACGGCAACCAGAAUUAAAACAUCUCACACUGUUACAUAUGGACAUGGUGACAAAGUAGAAAACAGAAGGAAAGGAAGACUCAAAGCGGAGGAUACAGAAAUUCCAGUCAUUGAUUCAAAGAAGUUUAGUCACCAUUGUCUUCAAUGUGAAGCUUCAUUUGUAUCAAAGUCCCAAUUGGAAAAGCAUAAUCAAUGGAAACAUGAAGUAAGAAAACAGGAGACAGAAAUGGACAGGAAAGUUGCAAAAACAGUUGGUCGAGGUAGAGGUAAAAAAAGGGUUACUGAAAAUGCAGAAACUUCAGCAAAAAAGUGUAAACAACAGAAGAGAGAAUUAAGUUGGCACUCAGAGAAUGGCGAAUGUGCAACACAGAACAAAGACAGCAGUUUAACAAACACUACAAAAGCUCAAGAAACUCUGGCAUCCAAUGAACUGAACAAAACCAAGAAACAGAUAUCAUUUCCUGAAGAAGAUCCUGAGCGAUCCAAACAUCGAAGGAAACAGAAAACACCUAAGAAGUUUACAGGAGAACAGCCAUCCAUAUCUGGAACUUUUGGAUUGAAAGGCCUGUCAAAACAAGAUGACAAGGGAAGGGGUAGAGGCAAGAAGAAAAUUAAAAGCACUUGCACUGAAGAACUUCAAAGAAAACCUUUGGGGGUUCACAUUAAAAAAGAACCUGUUGCAUAUUUACCAGGAAGUCAGGAAGAAAAGUGGCAUCAGGAAAUUACAGAAAAAGGAGAGGUUAUCUGUCCUAAUUGCGGGACUGUGCACCGAAAGACUGUUGCAGGUUUGAAGAAGCACCUGGAAAAUUGCAAAGAGCUGCAGGAUGCAUUGAAAUGCAAGCAUUGCAACAAGCAGUUUAAAUCUAAAGCUGGUCUGAAGUAUCACAUGAUGGCAGAACACAACAAUAAACCUGUGAUGAAUGCAGAGAAGUUGCUGGAUGAACAACAGGAACGUGAAAGACUCCGAAGUGUUCUUAAGCAAAUGGGAAAACUGAAGUGCCCAAAUGAGGGUUGCACAACUACAUUUACAAGCCUAAUGGGCUACCAGUACCAUAUAAAAAGAUGUGGAAAGGAGCCUGAAGAUAUUGAGAAAACUGUUUUCAUUUGUGAAUAUUGCGAGAAAGAAUAUAAGUCAAAGGCCGGUCAUGACCAUCAUGUGAAAUCAGAACAUACAGUGACAACAGAAGAUUCUGAUCAGAAAUCUGUUGACGAAGAGUUCGAGAACUCAUUUGAGAGAACACCAAGCGGGCGUAUUCGACGAAGAUCUGCGCAAGUGGCUGUUUUUCAUCUUCAGGAAAUUGCAGAAGACGAACUGUCAAAACUUUGGACUAGAAGAAGAAAUAAAGAUGACUUGGUCCCAGAUAUCAAGAGACUUAAGUAUACUCGUCCUGGAUUCCCAACAUUCAACCCCCUACAACUGGAAAGCUGGAAAAACGAGGUCAAAGAAAAUGGUCAGAUCUGCUGCCCAAAUAAUCAUUGUGAAGCAAUUUAUUCAAGUUUUUCCGGGCUAAAAGCUCAUCUAGCAACAUGCACUAAGGGUGAGCACCUAGUUGGGAAGUACAGAUGCUUGAUUUGUCAGAAGGAAUUUAGCUCAGAAAGCGGAGUUAAAUACCAUAUCAACAACUCUCAUUCUGAGAACUGGUUUAGAGCCUCAGCAGAAAUAUCACAAAAAAGCAGAAGAGAACUGAAGGUGACAAAUUCAGAGAGGAAGCAAAACACCACUGGGAAGAAGAGAGGAAGAAAGCCCAAGGAAAAAACUUCAGUGCUUUCGAGAAAGAACAAAGAGAUGGCAGGAACAAAGACUACAGACCAAAUAACCACCCAGUGUUCUCCAGGUUUGAAGAGCAAUAACAAAGUGAAAAGGAAGAAUAUACUGUCAAGCAGCAAAAAAGGAACCAUGAACAAGAUGCAAGGAGUUGCAAAAUGAAUGUCAGUGUAAAGAUUCAGCUUUUCUGCUCUGGGGAAACAUUCGGCGGUCUCCAAGUAUCAUAAAUGAAGAAUAAUAAAAUUAAUACAAGAUAGCACUACCUACCAGUAGCUCUUAAGCUUGACAUAUUUCGUACCUGCAUUUGGGUCCAGGGAAUAAAUCAGUGUCUUGCAGAUAAAAGCCACUCCUUGCAUCUGGGUUAAAACUGAAUGGAAUCAGGAUAUGAUUGUUUAGCACAAAAGAUUAUAUGGCUAUUUAAUACUGCUUUGUUACUAUAUACUGCUCUAUGACUUAAUAGAUUAUGAUUUUUUUAUAAAAUAGACUAUUAUGGGGUAAAAGGUGUUAAAUAAAAAGAUUUGUUACGCUUUUUAAACUACAUUAAGAUGUUGGUUUAUAGGUAGUUUUGGAUUGCACAUUGAUCAAAUUGGUUAUUUAUUUAUAUUGGUCAAAUUCUUUUAUUAUUUAAUAAACAAAUUUAAUAAUUAAACUGCAAUCCAGGUCUAUUAGUUUAUAUUUAUAAUUAUUUAUCAAUAUAAACUAAUGUUUUUAUAUAUAACUAUAGAACCUACGCUGUGUAUAUAUUUCCAAAUUAACUAUUAUAAAUGAUAUAAUAUACAUAUAUAUAAUAAAAUGAGGGCUGAAGGUGGAAGGGGUGAUUUUAUACGCAGGUGUCUGAGUUUCAUACCAAUAAUUGUGGGUACAGUAGCUUCCUUGAUGGCAACAUGAACUAGUAAAAUUACUCCUUGAAUAUAGUGAAUGUGGGCUCUCCUUCUUUCUUCAGUGCAUUGAAAUAAUUGCAGAAUGCCUUGGUUCAUAAAUGUAAUAUUUUCCAAUGAUUUACUGCCCAUUUUCAGGAUCUGGUAAUUCAGGAAUGAUAUGUGAGUAUUUCCAAGAAUCUGGCAUUUAGUGGCUGCUCAGCGUUUGGACAUGUUGGGUAAUAAUAAAAAUACAUAAUUAACCUUGGUGCAUUGUAAAACAGGCAGGUUAACAAUUCAAUGUUGGAGAUGGAAUCUUCUUUACAGCUAUUCAGCAACGCACACGCUAUCUACAUUAACUUUCAUCCCGCCACCUUCAUCCCAGUGCAUGCAGUCAGAAGUACUGCGGAGUGGCCAAAAGAAAGAUCUAAAUGAGACUGAAGCAGGAACAUCUACCAUAGUCGAAGCGCAGGAACGUGGACAGCCGCAAACCAGAAAAAAACAAAAGUGGCCAGAAAGAUGAUGAUUUGUCUUGGAUUCCUCCGGAGAUCCCUAGCAUUACAGAUGCUGAUAAUAACCCAGCUCUCAGCCAACUUGAUUGACACCAAGUGAUAUCAAGACAUGGUUGAAAGCACUAGAAACUGCAAAGGCUGUUAGACUAGAACACAUUUCAGCUGUAGUAUGACCUAUAUGCAAGAACAAGCUGAGUCCUCAAUUUAGCUGCCGGAAUACAAUGUUAACACUGGUGUAAACCAGACAGGAAUGUCCUGAUCACAAAAAAAGGACAAAUCCAAUCUGGCAAAUUAGCACCUAAUCCUCCUAUGCUCAAUGAUCUAUGGCAUGUAGGGAAGGUUUCAUCAACCAUACCAUCAGGUAGUACUUACUCAGGAGUAACUUGCUCACCCCCGAUGCAUUGUUUAGGACUCACCAGGACCUUGCUCUAAACAUGAGAGUUCCAGAACUUAUGUGAGAUACUUCCCUUGAUAUCAAGACAGCAGUUGACCAAGUUUGGCACCAAGGUGUCUGGGUAAACUAAAGUCAAUGGGCAAUAGGAGAAGUCACUCCUGUGGUUGGAGUCACACCUCACAAAAACUAAGAUGGUUAUGGUUGUUGGAAAUGAGCUACCCCAGUCCUAGGACAUCAGUUCAGAAGCUCAUAGGGCAAGCAAUGUCCUAGGACCAACAUUUAUCAAUGAUCUUCCUUCAAUCGUAAAUUUCAGAAGUUAGGAGUGUUCUCUGCUGAUGCACAAUGUCCAUUUGCAUUAGCAAGCCUUUGGAAAAUGAAGUCACCCAAACCACCAAGCUGAAAGGCAGACUAUUAGAAAAGAAAGGAAGUCAUUUGGUAAAAUGAAGACAAUCUUCAGGUCUGCACUGAUAGCCGGUAAUGAAUCAGUUUUGUCUGCUCAUUCUGUGUUCCACUAUCCUAUUGCUAAUCUGUAUGUCUGUCACUUGUCCACGGAACAUUAUGCCACUAGAUUUAGCAAUCCAUCCACAGAUAUUCCUUUCUUAUGAGACAGGUUGGAGUCCAUCAUUGAAUAUACUAUUGAAUAUAAUACUGCUGAAACCCAUUAACAAAACUCAAAAAUAAGUUUGUUUUAUAACCUUGGAAAAGAUCUGAAUGCUUUGAUUACAUGCCAUGAUGGCACCCACUUCCAUCCCCAAGCAUUAUUGUUCUUCCUUUCUAGUUAUGAUGUACUGCUGUGGAACAUAAAUACCAAAUGAAGGAGCAAACUAUGUCACUGGUAAUGGAAGGAGAUAUGUGGUAUUGGUUUAUUAUUGUCACAUAUACCAAGAUACAAUGAAAAUUUAAUCCUGCAUACUGUCUAUUCAGAUCAAAUCAUUGCACAGUGCAAUGAUCUAGGAUAAGGAAAAACGUUAACAAUGCAGAAUAAAGUGUAAAAGCUGAAAAAAAAAGUGCAGAGCAGAUACAUGGUAUGUCUUUGGGCCUAGUUGUAUGUGCUUUUAGGCUUUUUAAAAUCUUCUGCCCAAUGGGAACAAGCAGAAGAAAGAAUGCUUGGGGUGGGUAGUGUCUUUUCUUACACUGGCUGCUUUACUGAGGCAGUGAGAAGGUUACUGUCUCACUAAAUAGUUUAAAACUCAGUAAUAGACCCUUUGUUUUUGAUAAUAGCUUUCUUUUCCCACAGGUGAGUGCCUUUUGUGUAUUGUAUUCAACAAUCAAGUAAUUUUGGUGUUCAUGUUUAAAGUGAUAGGCGGGUAAAACAGCUGCAGGUUAGAUGUGAUUGUUCUACAUCUUGCUUGGUAUGGAGUAAUCAAACAUUCCUAGGGUACUUGUGUUAUAUUUAAGGUAAAGGAUUUCUAAUAUUGCUGCAAUUAUCUUAAAACUUAAGAGUUUCUAAAACAUCAGAUAUGAUUACCAUUGAAAUCAAUUCCAAUGGUACUGUCCUUGAGCAUGUCUGAAUGUGCUUAUCCAGUUACUGCUGAACAGCUGUAAAUUUUAUAUUGAGAACUUGUAUGUUCUAAUUAAAAUUCCUUGGUUCACAAACCACUUAACUGUGUGAUUACUGAAUUAUUAACCUGUAUCACAUGAUUAUUUCCAACUGUGAAAGAAAUUCUGGGAUUUCUCUUCCCUAUAAUUUAGUUUGUAGUACGGCUGAAUGUAAUAUAAUUAUGUAUAUGUAUAACUCUGUCAUUGAAUGAAAUUUUAUAAAACCUGGAAAACAUUUUUUGCAUUUAAAUCUAUAAGAUCCAGAGCCAUAGUGCAAAUUACAUCUAUAAUUACUAUUAUAAGAUCCUAAUAUAUAGGGACAAUGGAGCUUCACAACGAGAAGACAGAUCAAAAUCAUAAAGUAUGAGGGAAGGUGAUUUGGAGUUUAAGGAAUUUUUGUUGUUAAUUGAAAUAAUGGUUUAUCAUUAGUGUCAGAAAAUGUCAAAAAAGUAUUGACAGUACGAGGUUGGACCAGUUCAACUGACUAAAAUUAUUAAGUGUCUAUGUUAGCACUAGUAGACAGUAUUUCAUUUGAGUGAGCUCUGUGUUCCCAUUGUUCACUUGGCAUAGUCUGCAUUGCUUUUUAUCUACAAUUUUGUAUCCUAUUAAUAAUGUAUGUUUAUUUGUAUGCAACAUGUAUACACAAAAGAUUUUACUUCACUAAAAUUUAUACUGAUGUUAUUGUGUCUUGUAUGUUUUAAAGCAUAGCUAGAAAAAUGAAAUAAUUGUGUUAGUGCUAGUUAACAGAGUAACAUACAAAUUGUGACCAACAGACUGUUCAUUUUCUUUUAAAUAUUCAAGUCACUUCAAGACUAUUGAAAAUCAUGAUUUUUUGUUACAUUACCAGCUUAUGAAAUUCCAUCUCCUUAAUAAAGUGUUGUUAAAUAA